CUUCUCUAUCUCUCUUUCACAAGCAGCAGAAAAGCAGAACCGAACAGUACAGACCAAGAGAAGUUUUUGAAGCAAAGACGAUAAAAUUUCACAGCCGAUUGAACAGAUUGAAGAUUGGAACAUUCGAGAAAGUGUAGAAUAAGCUAUAAACAAGCUGGUGAAGAAAGUUGCUGCAGACCACUAGACCAAUCUUGGAAUUGCGGGAAGAGAGGAAUUUAUAUCAUACGGCCCCCAAGAAUCAGAUCAUCGAGAUGAAUACAUGGUGCAGUACUAACGACUCCAGCGAAGUGGAAGAAAUAGCUGAUAAAAUAACUACAUCAAUAUAUCAUGAAUCUGGCGAACCUGAUUACAGUGGAACAAUAAUUACCUGCCUUUCGUGUGGCCAUCCAAUCGAGCUCUACAAUCAGGGUCAGAUUCAUGAGCUGCAAGGGCUACCAGCUGGGGUGAAGUUCGAUCCCACGGACCAGGAAAUUAUGGAAUAUUUGGAAGCGAAAGUUAUGGAAGAUGGGAUAAGGCUACAUGCUCUCAUUGAUGAAUUCAUCAAAACCCUAGAAGGCGACAAUGGUAUUUGCUGUGCUCACCCCGAGAAACUACCUGGAGUGAGAAGAGAUGGCCAAAUCCGCCACUUUUUCCACCGGCCUUCGAAGGCGUACACCACUGGGACCAGGAAGCGAAGAAGAGUCCACAUGGGCAAAAACACCGAGGGCGAGACCCGGUGGCACAAGACAGGCAAGACCAGGCCAAUCAUCGCUGGUGGCAAGGUUAAAGGGUUUAAGAAAAUCCUUGUCCUCUACACGAACUACGGGAGGCAGAGGAAGCCCGAGAAGACAAACUGGGUGAUGCACCAGUAUCACCUCGGCGAUAACGAAGAGGAGAAAGAUGGAGAAUUAGUAGUCUCCAAAGUGCUCUACCAGACACAACCUAAGCAAUGCGGCCAGAAGAGAAAGAAGGAAAUGGAAACUACAACUAAUCACAGUAGGGAUCAAAGCUUGCAUGGGAAGCGACUACCCGAAGAUCGGUAUCACUACAACAAUUACACCCCUGUUCAAGGUGGUCGUGAGUCCAUUUCUAACGACCAAAUUAGCCCAGCUCAAUUGAGGCUGAUUCCAAACUCGAUCAUUCGGCAGGAAGACGAGUCCUCCUUUGCUGAUCAGUUCACCAAGAUGCAGGAAGAGAAUUCAUGAGGAAUACAUCGUAAUCGAGCUCGAGCAAAUAUGAUGGCGGUAAGGAGAGAAGAGAGGACCAAGCCCCCAAAACAACGAGCGAACGACCCGAAGAACCUUAGGAAUCCACCUAAGUUAUUCGAAGUCAGAGAAGAACAACUCAAAGAAUGAGUUACUCUAGAAUAUAAAUUGAUUACUUCAAAGAUGACUUCCCAUGUCCUUACACGAUCAUCCUAUUUAUAGAACAAGGAUACAAUGACUUUUAAC
Molecule: messenger RNA, 1430 nt
Organism: Punica granatum (pomegranate)
Lineage: Eukaryota; Viridiplantae; Streptophyta; Magnoliopsida; Myrtales; Lythraceae
Source: RefSeq, a predicted model, not a curated record